Messenger RNA from Mauremys reevesii (Reeves's turtle), 3187 nucleotides. RefSeq names its product HD domain containing 2 (gene HDDC2). Bases 163 to 651 code for a protein of 162 amino acids. The transcript has 6 exons. The record is from RefSeq and is a predicted model, not a curated record. Gene Ontology annotation, cellular component: cytoplasm. Lineage: Eukaryota; Metazoa; Chordata; Testudines; Geoemydidae. Gene Ontology annotation, molecular function: 5'-deoxynucleotidase activity.
GGCGCCGGCGGGUGCCCGAGCUCGCCAGGACAAAGCGGAAGGGGAAGGGCUCGCUUCCCCCCACCCACCGGUGCAGCGCGCUAGGCGGGUCCCGGCGGCAGCAGCAGCAGCCACGCGCGAAGCGGCCUUGGCGAGCCCCGCUGCUUCUGCCCCGGCCGCUCCAUGGCCGCGGCCCCGCUGGGCGGCGCCGCCGCCGGGAGCCUGCUGCAGUUCCUGAGGCUGGUGGGGCAGCUCAAGAGAGUACCACGAACAGGCUGGGUGUACAGGAAUGUAGAGAAACCAGAGAGUGUAUCAGAUCAUAUGUACAGGAUGGCAGUCAUGGCUUUGGUAACUGAAGAUAAACAACUUAAUAAAGACAGAUGUGUACGACUAGCUCUGGUUCAUGAUAUGGCUGAAUGCAUUGUUGGAGAUAUAGCACCUGCAGAUAACAUCUCCAAAGAGGAGAAACAUCAGCGAGAGGAGGCAGCUAUGAAACAUUUGACCCAGCUGCUAUCAGAAGACCUGAGAAAAGAAAUCUAUGAACUCUGGGAAACUCCUCUGGCACCACUACUUUCCUUUGGGACCUACUGCCCUUCUUCAUUUACUGCAACAAGUGAAGAGGAGACAUGGUCUAUUGAUCAACUGAUCCCUGUAAAUCCAAUACCGAAGUAGAUAUCUGAUCAGAAGCCCUGGUACUCCGCUCCUGCUGCAAAGAGCUCUCCUCCUCACUUUGAGCACAGAUGUUCUGUGCCCCACCAUCUCUGAAACUGAUCAAGAGGCUGAAUAGGGCUUAGAAGAACGGCACAGAGUAUCUCCUGCUAACAAUCCAAUAAUGGAAUCAAACCUUUUCAGUUUACAAAAACCAGGCAUGUGCAAGCUAAUAUCAUGCAGAGGAGUAUGAAAGUGCCUUUGUAUUCCCUGUGAAAGGUAAACCCUGUAAAGAGCUCUGUAGGUGGUGAAUAAAUGGAAUUCUGGGGUUUCAUGGUGAACAUAAAACUUUCUUUUAUUUGAAAUUAAGAAUGGCUCACAACUAUAUUUAAAUAUUCAGGCUAGGAGUAAUUCAUAUACUGGAGGAGUAUGUACUGUGCCAAAAAUCCAUUUAUUGCUACUUUCACUAUUGAUUGACAGCCAAAUCCUGGUCUUACUGAAGACAAUGGGUGCUUUGCCUUGACUUAAGUGGCACCAGGAUUUGAUCCUGAUCAACCAAAGUGAUAACAAUUAAGACACAAAAACAUUCACAUAAAUUUUACAUUAUAAUGCUCCUUAUAAAUUGGACAUGCACUUGCAUAGUCUAUCUAUGAAAUUGCUGUAAGUAGGGGGAGGAAAUCACACACAUAUGGACAUAAAAUUAAAAAUCAGACAUGGAAAGAUCUAUUUGGUUAUAUGAACCCAUCUUCCUGCCAAUGCAGGCAUGUUCUCUAUUGUAUAUUGCCUAAUCAGUCAAGACAAGAGAGUUUAAAAACUCUAAUAUACCGUAAUACACCAAUAACCAGUAAUAAAUGCAAAACAAGAUUUUAACAUUCAACUAUUUCACACUGCUUUUAAACUUAAAGUACAAACCCUACAGCCCAGGCAUUCCAAAAAUGCACUGGAUCACGUUCUCUUUUCCUGAACCCCCUACUAAUGCCUGCAACCAUUAACAAUCCAGAUUAAAUGAAACAAGCAUAUUUUCCACUUUGUUCUUGUGCCAUGUAGGAAAGAAGCAGAAAACUGGAGCUAUCUGAAUAAUUUAGAGCAGGCUGCUUAUCUACUAUCAGACACAUACCAAAUAAGCUCUAAGCAAAAAGAUUUAAUCCAAAAUGGCAUUAAAACAUAAUUCAUUGGGAGGGGCCACGUGAUGGAUGCCAUGAGUAUGGAGAAAAUUUGCUGAGUUCCUCAUACCAAUGCAAUUUUAUUUUCUUUAAAGAAAAAUAAGGAGAGUGUAUUCUUGCCACUCCAAAUUACUGAAUUUAUAGGAUGUGAGGAGCUCUGGCCUAAAAUGGUGACUAGGGCAACUGUUAACAUUACAUGAAACACCUAAAAACUCUAGCGAGUUUAUGAAGAAGGAGGGGCCUGUAAGGCUGUGGGAGCUUUAACCCGUUAGGUGCUGAGCAGAGUUCGGUGGAGAAUGGUAAUUCUGUUUCAUGGAGAGUUUCAAUAUUUGGUUCCAGUCUGAUUCAGAAACACUCCUCCCACCCCCAAAUUUUGAUAUUUGCUGUGAAAGGGAACCUGACUCUACUGGAAGCCCUUAGAACAUUUUGAACUUAAACACAAUUUUAAUGUGCUUUGCAGGCUCAGCACCUGCUUAUUUUUAUUAGUUAGGGCCAUGUUCCGCCCUUGGACGUGUCUGCAAGACUCGUGCUGAAGGCAACAGGAGUUCCUCAGUAUAUCUUAGGGCAGGACUUGGGCAUUUUUGUUUCACUUAAAAGGUGGUAAUUACAGUGAUAUGACAGUUACUGAGCUUUUGCUGUUUAUGCUCCAACCUCUAAAAACAAGGGACAGUUGAGAUAACAGAACUGUAUGUAAACAGAUAUGCCUGAGAGAAACAUCUUUUGAACUCAUUCAUUAUGUGAAUUUGAGUCUAAUCUAUCCAAGAAUGUGGUAAACAACAUUCUGAAUCCAAUCUGAAGGUCUUUUCACAUACUCCAGUCAUAACCCCUCUAGGUUCAUCACAGUGUAAAAAUCAAGAUGUUGUGGCUGAUCUGGAACAUGUUUUUAUCUGGGAUAAUAAUGUUGAAAGGAAAGAGGGCACAGUGUUAAACAAGCCAUACCAAAGUCAGCAGCAGUAUUUAUGAAGAGCAAUAUGCAUCUUACCCAAUCGAAUGUGACCUAGGAGGGCAGCGUAAAGAGAGAACAGCAAGAGUUAAGAGUUGGCAUAGUAUGAAGCAAAACAUGGGUUUAAAAAAAAAAAAUCCAAACCAUCUCCCAUUAAAAUGCCAAACAGUCCUGGGGAGAAAAAGAAAAUCAUAUGCAUCAAUUCCUUGACACUUGGAGAAUAUGGAUCAGUCGAAACUCCUUCAAAUAUACCUUCACCUACUGCUGUGUUACAUAAUCAAACAAAUACUUGGCAUGUACCCGAGUCUAGAGUAUUAGUCCACUAAACCUUGUGCUGUCUCAGAUGGUUUCAUCUUCAUUAAAUCACUGUUUGAACAGACAUUCUUGGGUUCAAUGAGACAGCACAGCACAACACACUUACAGCCAACAAGACUAGGCCAUAGGACAAUUUUUA